CAUCAGAAAUCGCUCUGAUACUUGAGUGCGUACAAAUCAUAACGUUUACUCGUGUAUUUCUUGAGUGAUUUAAACCCAUAGUAUCUAUUAAUCGCACUUAGUGUUUCAAGUUGGUUUAGAAACGCUGAAGCUUUUAAUGUUUUGGCUCAAGAUAGACAGUUUAUUCAUGUGGUGAAGUAAAACGCCUUUAUGCGAGAACAGAGAUUGUUAGGCUCGUGCUGAGCGAUGUGUCUUGUCCCCUUCUCAGCCUUCUACACUGCACCUUAUAGUUAAUGACCUAAUUUGCUGAGGAGUGUCGUCAAAAGCCUGUGUCUGGGUGAGACACAUUUAGAUUAACGACUUACUUCAUAGUGAUGAGCCAGUUGAGGCCUUCGUGAUAAAGAAAGAACGUUAUAUACAUAUUGUUAGAGAUGCAGCGUGUUAAACGGCCGUCUUCCUUGUUCGGAGUUGAGCGGAAAACCAAGAGUCAAGAACGGAAACGAGUAUUACAAUCCAACUUUUCUGUGAGAUGGGAGAAGUUCUUGGCCCAUGGGACAAGUGUCAGGUGCUUAGCCCUAGGGAAGAAAUCUGGCCGAGUCAUGGUCACAGGCGGCGAAGAUAAGAAGGUCAACCUUUGGGCAAUAGGAAAGCCUAACCGUAUUAUGAGCCUGACUGGUCAUACAACAGCAGUAGAAUGUGUCAGAUUUGGUCAUGCAGAAGACAUAAUCUGUGCUGGUUCAGUGUCUGGGGCUUUGAAGAUCUGGGAUUUGGAAACAGCAAGAAUUCUCAGAACAUUAACUGGACACAAAUCAAAUCUAAAAUGUUUGGAUUUUCAUCCCUAUGGUGACUUUGUUGCAUCUGGUUCUUUAGACACCAACAUAAAACUAUGGGACAUAAAAAGAAAAGGCUGUAUUUAUACAUACAAGGGUCACAAUAAACCAGUUAAUAAUAUUAAGUUUAGCCCUGAUGGAAGGUGGAUUGCAUCUGCUGGUGAUGAUGGCACAAUUAAGCUGUGGGACCUGGUUGCAGGCAAGAUGCUUAAAGAAUUCAGGGGACACACAGGACCUGUCACUGAUGUAGAGUUUCAUCCCAAUGAGUUUCUUUUAGCAAGCGGAAGCACAGACAAAUCAAUAAGAUUCUGGGAUCUGGAGAAUUUUCAACACGUUUCAUCUACUGAAGGAGACUGUGGUCCUAUUAGAUGUAUAUAUUUCAGUCCAGAUGGAGAAUGUGUAUUUGGUGGAGCUCAAGAUGUACUAAAAGUGUAUGGCUGGGAACCUUCCCGUACAUUUGACACUGUAGUGAUGGGAUGGGGGAAAGUUGCCGACAUCUCCACAUCUCAGAAUGAGCUAAUUGCUGGAGCAUUCUCCCUCACCAAUGUGUCUAUCUAUGUAGUAGAUUUAAAGCAUGUACAGCCAUUUGUUGUCUCUCCAACUGCUGAGAGUAAAUCAUGUGAAUCACAAACAACAUUUUCUCCCAGCAACCACGUUAGAAAAAGCUUCAACAAAGGUCAAGCAGUAAGUAACCAAACAUUGUUGCUGCAGGUACAAAUGGUUGAAGAUGGCAAUAGUGUUAUUCAUCAGACAGACUCUGGAGAUGAUUUCCAGCCCUGUGUUGAAAUAAAUGAUCAUGAGUACUACAGUGAAAUAUUUCAUCCUUCCAGUGAAUUGUGUCGAACUCCUCCCAAGACCAAGAAGCCUCUUCCAACACCUCCUGAAGAUCUGACUAAAAUCAAUGAUCCACAACACAAGCCAAUCAGGUCACCAGAAAAUAUUACCUCUGCUAAAUAUCCAUCAUUGCCAGAGAAGUCUUCCAGUCCCAUUGCAGGGAAGAGGUUUGAAAUUAUGUCAUCCAUAUCACCUUCCACUCUUAUCGGUAGCAGUUCCCUGUCUUCUUUUGGUCUUAAUACCACAUACACCAAAAUUUCAGAUCUAAAAUCUCCGAGCCAAAGCUCAUUGCAGUCUUCGAUUGGAAGUUUGUUACCAAACUCUGUUAAACUUAUGGAAAAAAACACAACAGUGGUAAAACAAACAAUCCAAAACUUGGAGUCUCCAUCUGUGUCCAUAGUCAGACCCAUCCACAUAAUACCUGACAAAGAUGUCCAGCAACAGAAGGCAAUUGUCUUUCCUAAGCAACAACACAUAACAAAUCCAAACUUUUCAAAUUUUGAAAGGUCCUUCCUAAACCAAAUACAGAUGAAUUUGGGGAACCACAAAGAAUUUGUACCAGAUCAGAGAGACCAUCCAGUAGGAUUGGAGUUAGAAUAUUUCCUGCCUAAGCAUUUACAAAACAGUCUUAAAGUUGGUGGUCAUACCCAACCAGAGAUCUCAGAGACAGAAGCUAUGACCUCCAUCAUUAAUGGCCACCAAUCAAUGAUGUCAGUCCUCCAGCACAGACAGAAGAAUCUUCAGGUUAUUUUAAUUCAGUGGGCUACAAAAGAACCAAAGACUGCUCUAGAUACUGCAAUCAAAAUGAAUGAUGUGGCUCUUAUAGUGGAUGUUCUAAACAUCAUCACAUCAAGAUCGAAUGUAAUUAGAAGUGAUAUAUCCAUGACAUACAUUUCAAGCAUUGAAGAUUUAUAUGUCACAGAGAUAUAUUUUAUGUUAAACAUUUCCCUUAAAGAUGGAAAAUACAUCCUUAAACAUUUUACAUUUCAAACAUUUCCAAUUCUCAUGAUCUUUUGUGGGAUUUGGCACAAGCCUUCAGUUUUUCAUGAUGUAAUUGAAGAUUCUUUCUUCUGUGAUAUUGUUCAUUUUAACAGGUAUAUGUCAGUUGGAUGUGCCAGUUUAAAACUGAUCCUAAAGAAUUUUGCAACUGUUAUAAAAAUCAACAUAACAGCUCCACCUGGUAUAGGUGUUGACAUAAAUCGUGAAGAAAGAUAUAACAAGUGUGUCAGCUGCUACAAUCAACUUCUAUCCAUCCGCACAUUCCUAUUAAAACGGCAGACCAUGCAAGGAAUACUAGGACACUCAUUCAGAGAACUGCAUUUGUUGAUGCAAGGUCUGGAGUAAAACCUAGAUAAGGAGCAUUCUGAGGAUUUUUAAUGUAGAAUUUAAUAUGGAAGAAGAGGUAUGAUAGAGCAAGUGACCUGUUGCCAUGCUUCAGAAGAAAUAACAGGCAAAGAAAGAAGAUAAACUUAAUAACUUUCUUUGUGUAUAAAAUAGGUUUGGCUAUAAAAUACAUAAAAUGGUUAUUGAAUACUAACCUAAAAAAGCUGAGAGAGAAAAAAAAACACUACAAUUGUUGCUGAAAAUCACUUUCAUUCAGGGGUGAAAUUCUCUAAAAAAAAGUAGAGGUAUUCAGUUGGGUGAAGUGGACCUGUAAACAUACAAAACGAGAAAGCAGCUCAAAUAAGUCCUGGUAUUAGUAUCACCUUAAAAAAUAUGUUAUGGUACUCAGUACCAGUGAGUACCAGCAGAAUUUCAACCCUUCUUUCAUUAAUCAGUCAUAAGACAAGACCACAAUGCCUGGUGGUGAUAAUACUUGUCAGUCACUGCAAGACCUAUCAAACAAAAUGACUGGCAGUUGAUGUACCUUAGAAUCUUGGACUCCUGGAUGUAUAUAUUCAUCUGUGUAUGCUACUUGUAAUAUAAAUGUAUUUAUGUUGUGGUUGGUUCAGUAUUGGUGAAAAACAAAUGUGUGGCCUUUAGCAUAUCACCUUGAACAUGAUUAGUCAUUGUGAGUAUAUGAAACUAACAAUAAUUUCUAUAAAAAGUAAUGAUAACCAUUGACUUUGUAAUAUACUUGUUAAUCUAGUUCAAAAGAAAGCAGGUUGUUUAGCUUUUUCAAUGCAGCCUAGAUUACAGAGGUCUAGAAAAUAUGGGGUAAAAAAAAAGUUUUGUUUUGUUUUUUUUCACUGUACAAAGGUUAUGGGAUUACAUCUUCUUUUAUGAAGAAAAUAAUUUUAGCAUUAGAUAAGAAACAGUAAAAAAGGAACAUUUUGUUUAAAGAUGUUUGAAACAAGAGUUGCUUGUAAUAUCUUGUAAUCUACUUUUUCAAAAACAAGACAUCUUCAAUUACAUAGUAAUUCAUGUUUGUUUUUGAACCAUCCUAUACUUUUUCACUAAGAUUAUUAACUAAAAACAUUAAUUGAAUGGCACAAUAUUUAAUUAGUUGAACAUAAAAUUCUGCUUUGUGGAUUCAAUAACUGUCUUCAUUAAGUUAAAAUACUGAAAGAAUAAUCAAGUAUCCAUCAAUACCAACAUAAUUAAAUAUAUAUUUAUAGUAUUACUAAUUAUAAUAGAUUGGAAAGAAGCAGAUACAUAACUGAACAAAAGUAAUGAGAAAAAUUAUAAGUCUAGCUUUCAGUGCAAAGACCAUUCUACAGUUCAAUGGGUGAACUAAUAACCUAGAAAUUAUUUCCAUUUUUUCUGUAAAUAUUAGGUAUAAUUCAUUUUAUACAUUGAUUUCUAAAGCAAGGUUGCUUAUUUUCAAGUGAAACUAUCUCCUCAUGAUAUAGUUAAAUAUCUCCUUGAAAACCAUAGCAUAGUAUAAAAAUAUUCUCUGAAAGAAUGUCUAUGAUAUGUUUGUAAAAGAGAUUGUACUGAGUGAAGUGAGAAAUGCCUCAACAUCAUGAAGAGCAGUAGGUUGUGUGUAUGUUUCUCUGUGUGUGAUUUAAUCAAUUGAUUAAGUUUAUCAAGCUAACUUUACCCAGUUGUUCUUCACUGUU
Molecule: messenger RNA, 4645 nt
Organism: Limulus polyphemus (Atlantic horseshoe crab)
Lineage: Eukaryota; Metazoa; Arthropoda; Merostomata; Xiphosura; Limulidae
Product: katanin p80 WD40 repeat-containing subunit B1-like
Exons: 20
Coding region: 411-2987 (858 amino acids)
Biological process (GO): microtubule severing; microtubule depolymerization
Cellular component (GO): katanin complex
Molecular function (GO): microtubule binding
Source: RefSeq, a predicted model, not a curated record